Messenger RNA from Eriocheir sinensis (Chinese mitten crab), 1911 nucleotides. Its product is annotated as neuronal synaptobrevin-like. NCBI's taxonomy places the organism in Eukaryota, Metazoa, Arthropoda, Malacostraca, Decapoda, Varunidae. Gene Ontology annotation, molecular function: SNAP receptor activity; syntaxin binding. Gene Ontology annotation, cellular component: plasma membrane; SNARE complex. The record is from RefSeq and is a predicted model, not a curated record. Bases 203 to 697 code for a protein of 164 amino acids. The transcript is spliced from 7 exons. Gene Ontology annotation, biological process: vesicle-mediated transport; vesicle fusion.
UCUUAAUUCACCACGUCUCUAAACACCCCGUGAACCCUUUGGACGGUAAUACUCCCCGGUGACGGGUGCGGGAGGGCCAAAAGGAGGUGAUUAUAUUUGUGAUGGUGGUGUAGUCAUCGAUCGACCUGACUCAAGGGCUGAAACAACUGUCAAAAUCUGCCGCACUUGACCUCCCCAGCAGCCUCCCGUCCAGCAGCAAGACAUGUCAACCGAAGGAGGUGCGGCUGCAGCAGGGGGGGCUGCCCCUGGGGGUGAUGCACCUGCAGGAGAAAAUGGCGAAAUUGUCGGUGGUCCUCGUGGGCCACAGCAGGUUGCAGCACAGAAACGAAUGCAACAAACACAAGCACAAGUGGAUGAGGUCGUGGACAUCAUGCGGACAAACGUGGAAAAAGUCCUGGAAAGGGAUCAGAAACUUUCAGAACUGGAUGACCGUGCAGAUGCCCUUCAACAAGGAGCUUCACAGUUUGAACAGCAGGCUGGCAAACUAAAGAGGAAAAUGUGGUGGAAGAACCUAAAGAUGAUGAUCAUUAUGGGUGUCAUCGGUGUCAUUGUCCUCAUCAUCAUUGUUGGGCCCUACAUUCCUAAAGGAAGUGAAAACAAGACGGACAAUGUAGCUACCAACACUAACGCUCAACUCAGCCCACCUACCAACAUGAUGAAUAACGCCCAUAACUCUUUGCAGUCAAGCUCGGCUUAGUCGAGGUGUAGUGAAUCACCUCUCUUCUCUCACCUACUGUGAGCCUGGGCAGUGAACUAAAUUGCUUUUCAGGACAGAUGUUGGUGAUUUUGUGGGUGAGAGCUUCAUUAUGAAAAAAAAAAAUCCAGCCUAAGUCUUGCUAAGAUAUUACUAGUUAGAAUUAUAGCCAUGAGCAGUAGAUUUUCUUUAUAACCUUACAUUUGUUUUAUAUUUUUGUUUAUUAUUAUUAUUAUUAUUAUUAUUAUUAUUAUUAUUAUUAUUAUUAUUAUUGUUAGCAUGAUCAUUAUCAGUCAGAUGAGUAAGUACAGGUAGGGGGUAAAACAUGAAAUCUGAAUGGAAGAUAUACUUCUACUUGGAUGUAAUGUUAAGUAUACCUUGAACAUUAAAUAAUGAAUCAUUGUGUUUGUUAGUGAAUUCCAAGCCCAGGGAAUUCAGGGGUUGGUAUGGUCCAGACCUUCCCCUAGUGAACUGGGCUUAAAAAGUGUUAAUGUGUGAGUGUGAGUAGGUGUGAAUGUUAGCAUGCAAAACCUUUAGGUUCUUGUUUAGGGUGUGUCCAGUGCCCUCAAACAAUCAACCUUGGGAUAUUAUAUAUAAAUUUUUACCCUCUCUCUGUACUACCAAGACAUUUAUAAAUCAGUUUCAGUUCCAAACUUAUUUCUCUUUCAGUUGGCAUUUAUAUGUUGCAGGAGGAGGGUUGUUCCAGUUAUAUUAUUUGCAUGUGCCUUAUUUUCUCUGACACAAGUUGUGAGCAAGUUAGAUAAGAUUGCCUCCUGGUUCAAUCUCACUAGCUUUCUGCUUACCCUGUACAUCUUUAUAACUAUAAGUCAUAAUCUGUACAAUGUAAUAUAUUAAUGUUAUUACAAAUACUAAAGUAGUUAAUUCAGACUAGACUUUCACCUUCAUAGUAAGUAUUCCUUGAAAGAGUUCCUUGAUAUAUCUGUUGUUGAUAAACUUGGUCUAAUAGUAUUAGGAAAAGAUCUGAGAACACCAGAUCUGCUUUGUAGUAGUUGAAUAUUCAGAUUUGAAAGGUACUUGUAACAGUCAGCUUUCACCCAUUGAUCUCAUUGUCCAUAACAAGUACUCACAACUUGUGUCAGAUUAAUCUUUACUUUGUUCUUUUAAAAUUGUCAUACCACAUGGCUGUUAUUUGUUUUUAUUUACUCUACACUAGUUUGGGUUACAACUGACUCGGAGUGAAGGCGAUCAUCUGGCAG